AUGGAGUCUGGCGCUUUUUACGGCAGCGAUGUCAAAACUCAAUCCAAGGGCUACCGCAGCACGCCUCCAAAACUCGCUGGUAAGGCGGUCACACUGGGAGCCUCAGACUCAGCACUCGGGAUCCCUACACCCUCCACGAAGGUCCGCCUUCAGCUCAUCUUCGUCCACUUGUUCAUCAUGGCCGUAACAGACGGCCCUCCUCCCCCAUACACCCCCCAGGGUGUUCCGUCCUCGGAAAAAGAGCCAAGCUCGUCUCGCAAGGGCAAGAGCCCAGGGCCACCGCGCCCCUGCACCUGCCCUCGCCCCGCCGCCGAGCCUCCUCAUCCGAACGCCGUCGACGACGAAGACAACGACGGAACCAAAACCCUCAGGCGCAUCGCCGGUGGCGCCGCCAUCCUCAUCGCUGUCCCCACUUUGGCCAUCGCAGGCGCGGCCAUCGCGCUUCCAGCGAUCGGAUUCGCCUCUACCGGCGUCGUCGGAGGCAGCAUCGCGGCCGGGAUCCAGUCCGCGGUCUACGGGGCGACCACCGGGGGCCUGUUCUCUGCACGCUUCUCGACGCGCUGCAGCACCCGCAUUCCCUCCGUCUGUCGAGGCGCAUAUAACAUCCCCGCCUCACCCCCGACCCCCUCUCCCCAGCCACCUCUCCCCGCCUCCGACCACUCUCUCAACAUGGGAAGUUGGCUCCGCAUCGCAGCGAAGGUGCUCUUGUUCGCCGGUGCCACCCUCGCCGUCGUCGGCCUCACCGCCGCCGUACUCCCCGCACUCGGCUUCACGACCGCCGGCAUCGCCGCAGGCAGCGCGGCCGCCGGCAUCCAAGCCUUCUUCUACGGCGGCGCGACGUGCGGCGUCUUCUCCGCCCUGCAGUCCGCGGGCGCGACUGGCAUGUGCACCGCACUAGCCCAAGUCCUCAUCCCUGUGGGUGUCGGGCUCGUGAUUUCGGUCGGACUUGGCUACGCAGUGGCGGGGUAUAGGCGGCGUGCGAGGCGGCGCGCUCGGAAGGCUGCGGAGAGGGCCAGCGGCACCCCCGAAAUGACCCACGUGUAG
Molecule: messenger RNA, 1044 nt
Organism: Epithele typhae
Lineage: Eukaryota; Fungi; Basidiomycota; Agaricomycetes; Polyporales; Epitheliaceae
Exons: 5
Coding region: 1-1044 (347 amino acids)
Biological process (GO): apoptotic signaling pathway
Cellular component (GO): mitochondrion; membrane
Source: RefSeq, a predicted model, not a curated record